CGUCUUUGGGAGAAUGUGAUCGUGAUCGGAUUAGGACUGAUUAGGAUGUGGGAGAGACGAAAGUUAAUGUGAGGUGUGAUGCGGCGGUGUGGUUCAUCGUAGCAUUUUUUCCCGUCGAGAACGUUGUUAAGAGGUUUCUGUAUUGUUUAGUUAACUUUAUAAGACUUAAUUAAGACUGAAUUAAUCGAAAAGAAUGGCUUUUAGAACAGCUAUAAUAUGUUUUUAUUUGUUUGGUAUGAGUUGGGUCACGUCUGCACAAAAUACUUCACAUAGUAACAAUACGGCAGAAUUUACAAAUCUGACAACGGUCCUCAAUUACAAUAAGGAUUUAUGCACAGAAGUAAGGCAGUUGUUUGUAAUGAAACAUAUAGGAAGUUCCGACCUAGUUCCAGAUCAGCAAAUCAAAGGAAAUGAUUUGGAAAUUUGUCCUUCUCCUAAAUCUUGUUGCACGAAUCAAAUGGUAGAAAGAUAUAUUGAAGCUGCUAAGAAAGAUUUUAGAAACAUGUUACAAACAUCCAGUUCUUAUUUAAAAACUUUGAUAGCUUCUAGUGCUACAAAAUUUCGGGGUAAGUACUAACACAUUUUGCAUUUAUCAAUAUCAAACAGUUGUAAUAUUUUCACANUUUACAAAAAAAUGGAUACUGUUGCCAGAGAACCAGUUGUUAAACUUUAUUCUGAUCUUCUUUCAUAUAUAAAUGGUCGUAAAAUAAAUCUUGAAGAACGUAUCUGGUCAUUUUUUGAUUCACUCUUUCCUCUUGUUUAUCAUCAUAGUAUAAAUCCUAAGUUAAAAGAUUUCAGUGAUGAUUAUAAAGAAUGCCUACGUCAAACUCAACAAGAGAUUAAACCUUUUGGUGAUAUUGCAAGGAAAGUCACAGAGCAAUUAACAAGAUCUUUUGAAGCAGCUCAUUUAUUUUUAGAAGCAAUGAAUCUGGGUGUUGAGGUAGCAAACAGUACAGAACAUUUGGAAAUAAAUUCAGAAUGUAGUAAAAGUUUGUUCCGUUUGACAUAUUGUGCUCACUGUCAUUCUUUAGUAGAUGCUAAACCUUGCAGUGGUUUCUGCCUCAAUGUUAUUCGAGGCUGUUUAGCAGGAGUAGCAGAACUAGAUCAGCCAUGGAACGGAUACAUCAUAGCACUGGAACGACUAACUUCAGGCAUGGUGGGUUCCUAUAACAUUGAAGAAACUCUCAGUACUUUAGAUACAAAAAUAUCUGAAGCUAUUAUGUAUGCAAUGGAAAAUGGACCAGAAUUAUCAAAAAAAGUAAAAGCGACAUGUGGUCAUCCACGUCGAGCAACUAGAGAAGUCAUAAGUGAAUCAGUACUUGAAAGUCCAAAGAAAAUAGUUGCAAUAAGAUCGACUGACACAAGUCUUUAUAUGAAAAUACAGACAUUUGUUCAUAAAUUAACUGAAACAAAAGGAUAUCAUAAUAAUUUAGCAGAUGCAAUGUGUAAUUAUGAUACUAUGGUUGGGAAAAGUGGUGAUACAUGCUGGAAUGGCAAUAGUCUUGGAGAAUAUUCAAAGACUAUUGCUGGAAUUGGCAUAUUUGCCCAGAAGCAUAAUCCAGAGAUCAAAUUUUCAUCAGCACAAGAUGUAGUAUUAUCUACUUUAAUAGAUAAAUUAAACCAUAUUAAACAGUUGUUGAACAGCAAAAUGACUUCUUUACCUCAAUCAGAUUCUUACACAAUGGAAGGAAGUGGUAGUGGGAGAUUAUGGGGAAAUAACAUUGGAGACGACGAAGACUACCAUGACGGCUCUGGUAGUGGAGAUUAUGAAGAUGCACGCGAAAGUGACUUUGAUUUUAAUGGUGGGAAUACCGACAAAGACAGUCGAAAAGAUCAAGAGAGGAAAAUGGAGCAUGGUAAAAGUCAUACUGGUGAUGGUGGCGGAGCGUCGUCUUACUUUAAUUUGUCCAGUGUGAUGAUGAUACUCUUGAUUGAAUGUAUUCUCCUUAAGUAUGCAGCACCUCAUUGACGUAAAGCCAAUUUAUAAAGCCAUAUAGGAGAGCUCAAUUCCUACACUGAUUGUACUGUUAUUGUUUUGUAAUGGUGCCAGGGUCCUUGACCAUUUCUACAAAGAGCAACUGCUCUUCCUUUUGGCAGUUACAAAUACUAUAAUAAUUAUUCUGCUAAUACUACAUUACUAUUCAAAUGCUUGUGUGGAAUUUAGAUGGGGAAAUGUUGGCUUCGGAAGAUAUGCCAGAAGGAAAGGUAACAGUCAUUUACAGGAUUAGCAAUUCAUUUGUCACUCAAUAGCAGAAAAAAGAAAAAUAGAUCUGCAUUGUGUUAUUUUCAAAAACAAAAAAAGGGGAAAAACUUUCGCAAGCAAUAUGUGUCCUGUUGCCAUCAUAAUAGUGCUGAAUGUUUGGUGGAAGAUUCAAGUCACAUAUUUUAUUUCUCUAACUAAAUUGUUUAUUUGUAACAAACAUAGCAAAUAUUUUUUAUUCUUUUGUCAAUUUUUAUCAAUCCUUAGAUGCAGGGUGACCAGAUACCUAUUUUCUAAAAAUUAUAUACAAGCACUUAAUUACAUAUUAUGCAUGUUAUAUUUCUAAUGAGAUUGUUUUAAAUACUCAUUUAUUUGUAUGAUCAUUAACCAUUUAGAUUAUUUCAUGUUUCAAUUAUACAUGUAAAACUAUCCAAAUUUUUUAAUGACCAAAAACUUUAAUAUUUUGAUGUAAAUUUGUAUUUUCUAUUAAUUUAUUAUGUAAUCACAACAAAAACAUACACACACAUUUCUAGUGUUUUCAGUAAAAUUUAACAUAACAUUUAUCUUAAAGAUGAUUUUGAAUUUCCAUCUGUUCUGACCUCAUUCCAUUUAUUCUGUGAUAUAAAUUUUUUUUGUUUUAAAUCUUAAGACUUUCUUUUCAAUUAUACAUUUGAUGUAUUUAUGGAAGGUUAUUACACAGAAUAAAACAAUAGAAAUUUAAUUUUAUUAUUUGUUAAAUCGGCGCCGACUUUUUGUGUUUAACUUAAUAAUGUGUUUGCAAAAUUGUUCCGAAACAUUGUAAAUAAAAGGCAUUUAAUUGCUUUUUUUAACAAAUUUAAAAUAUUUUUUUUUAUAAAACUGUAAAAAAAGAAUGUAAAUACAUUUAAUUGCAGUAAGAUCAUUUCACCAAAUUUGACAUGAAUUAUCAAAAAACAAAGGAAAAAUGGGGUUCUGGUCACUCUACUUCUAAUAAGAUAAACUGUGAUUUGAGUGUUUUUAAAUUUAAACCUCUUAAAUUAUGGUGGAACCUUGAUUAUAACAUAAAUGCCGUUAGUUUGAUGACUGCCGACACUUCAAAUAUAAUUUUUUCCGAAAAUAAAUUUUCUCACUCGUUACCCAUUAGCAACAACAAACGUUAUAUCAUUUGGACAAUUUAUUUUUAAAUUAACUGACAUCCGAGGAUUGAACUCCUCAUUAAACUGGAUAAUCAGGGUUCUAUUAUAUUUUCAAUCAGUUGUCCACAUUAUCACUAAAUGUCUUUGGCCACAUUAACGAUUAAAAAAAAGUAAUGCCAUUGUGUGAUAUCGUUGCAUUUUCGAUGAGUUAAAUCCAAAAUAGUCGUCUUCUAUUUACUUUAUCAUUUGAGAAAAAUGAUUUAACAUUUUUUUAAUCUCUAAAUUUAAAUUUUAUAUAUACCUUAUAUAUAACUUUUUAAAAUUAUACAUAAUUUGGAUAUUUGUUUACUAAUUAGAUAAAUUUUAUUAUUAUAUUAGCUAUGGAAUCACUAUUUUUUUCCUUGAGAGUAUACUUUCUAAUCAAGGCAAAAAAAAUUUUUUUUAUCAUGUAUUUGCUUGUUAAACUCUCAAAAAAAAGGGCAUAAAAAUUCUUUCAUUUGUUAAUUUAUGCAUUCUUCUUAGUUUUUUAAUUAUUUAACAAUAUAUAUAUACAUACAACUUAUGUGGUAACUAAUUGUGAUAGCUGGAUAUGCAUGUAGACUGCGAGGCAUUUGUCAUACAUUUAAUGUAUGAGGCAAGCACAAGUUGGUAUUAACAAAAUAAAAAAAAAUCCUCUUCCCUUUCCUCCCAUUUAUAAAAAUGUGAUAGCUGUAUAAAAUGUGGAGAAAAUAACAAAAUAGCACUUAGAGUUGUUUACGUUACUUGGAAUUAAAAAAAUGAUACCGCUAUAGUUAUGCAUUAACCCAUAAAUAUGAAUUUUUAGAAGGCUCAAACUGUCCCAACUUCACAAUGAUUUUGAGGUGUAACGUUCCAUUUACCGUUAGAAUACUGUUUAUAUUCAUUUCUAUGGGAUGUUAACGAUCUUUCUGCAAUAUAACAAAUUCCUGCAAGUCUGACUUCCAGCUAACUCUUCCAAUAGAAUGUCAAGUGCCAUAAGGUAUUCCUAGUUAGGUUUUGCAAGAUUUUUUUCCUUUACCGAAGCUAUUUAUUUACAAUGCAGAGGAAAUUUUGUUUGAUUUUAUUGCUAGAAUUUAAUAUUGUUUUUGUUCAUUGUUUGUAUUCUAAUGUUACUUUAAAGGAAAAAGAUUUCAAGUUCUGAGAAUAAAGCCCAAGAGCUUCUUGAUUUUUCCAAUUUUUUUUUUCUGUAUAAUUGUUGAUAAUGUAACUGUAUGUAAAGAUGUACAUAAUAUACAGUUGACAAUGAUAAACUUUAUCUUUUAAAAUUAAACACUUUUUUAGAUUAAAAAUAACAUAUUAAACAAAACUCAAAUAUUCUCUUUUUGUUUUAAUAUUUUUGUUUCCUAUUUUCUUGUACAGUUUGUACAUUAUAUGCAAGAAAGAUACUAACGUAGUUCUGAAUUAAAUUUUCUUCAAACUGUGAUUUUCAAUGCAAUCGAGUACAUAAUUCGACAAGGUGUACAUGUUUUUCAAAAUUGAUAUUUUAUAUAUUUUGUCUGAUAAAGAAGAAAAAAUGAAUACGUAUUAAAUAGUAUUAGUUAAAUGUUUUUUUCUUUUUGCUUUUCUGCCAUUUCUUGCUCUCACGAUUAAUUUAGGCUUUGAAGUUUCUAACGACAAUUCCCGAUCUAACGAACAGACUGUGAUCUUCCGUUUAGAUUUGUUAGCAUUAAUUGUCGGUAGUGCACCAAAUAAUAUGUGGCAGUCAACUCUUGAUUAUCUUGACAUAGAAGCACGUUCUCUUUUCCUAUCUCCAAUCGUUAAGCUACAAUUCCAAAGGUAUUUUCUCGUCUUACUUGCGUAAAUUGUAUUUCCAUUAUCUUAAGUAAUGGAGAGUUGACUGUGUAGCACGUUAAAUCAGAAAAUGUUUUUUUUCCCUGAGUUGUGUUAAUGGUUCUCGUAAACGUUCGACGAUAUUCCUAAAUAGUAAAUUUAGAUCUAGUUUUUAUUUCAUAAAUUCCAAAUUUAUUAAUAGUCUAAUUAAAAAUGUAAAAUCUAAAUUCUAUUUUUGUGAAUGGGGAAAAAAAAUAAUAAUAAUUUUAGCAUUUAAAAUUAACUCGCUCUCACCAGGAAAAUUAACGUAUCUAAUUCGGAUUGCAACAGUUGCUCACAAUUAUUUUUUCUGUAAUUCGUAAUUAAGAGUGCAGUUUCUGGUAGAGGUUAUCUUUAGUAUUUCGGUGUAAUAGUUAUUAAUCUAAGGCAGCAGUUGUCACGCAGAACAUAUCAUGACUCAUUACUUGUUUUCUUUUUGUUUCCAUAUUCGUCCUAUGAACCAAAUAUGCUGUGUGUAUUCACGUAUAUGGUAUUAGACUGACAACUAAUAGUCUUUUAUUCUUUCUGCUAAUUUGGGUUAUAAAGUUUUUAAUUAUUAAAAAAAAAAAAAAAAAUGAGCUAGAGAUUCCAUUUUAAAAAAAAUUUCUGCACAAAUCUUAACUGAUAAUAGUUGAUCAAUUAUAUUAAAGAAAUUUAAAUAUGUUUGUAUAUUAUAGCUUAUAUAUAUGUGUAUAGCCUAUAUAUGCAAUAGUGGCAUUCUCUCUACCAUCAAAAUUUUCAGAUUAAUCAAAUAGUUUUUUAACCAUUUUAUCUGUUUACUUAAGUCUUUAUUUGCAAUAUUAUUGUUCAGAAUAAAAAAAAAAAAAUACCUAACUAUAGUCAGAAUCUAGAUGUUACUUUGUCAUUUGGUGUAUUUACAAUUCAAACAAGAAAUAAAUGGCUUUUGUAUAAA
Molecule: messenger RNA, 6055 nt
Organism: Centruroides sculpturatus (bark scorpion)
Lineage: Eukaryota; Metazoa; Arthropoda; Arachnida; Scorpiones; Buthidae
Gene: dally
Product: glypican-5-like
Exons: 7
Biological process (GO): cell migration; regulation of protein localization to membrane; positive regulation of canonical Wnt signaling pathway
Cellular component (GO): plasma membrane; cell surface; extracellular region
Source: RefSeq, a predicted model, not a curated record